Oenanthe melanoleuca is the source of this 12804-nucleotide messenger RNA. RefSeq names its product microtubule associated protein 4 (gene MAP4). The transcript has 24 exons. Gene Ontology annotation, cellular component: neuron projection. The record is from RefSeq and is a predicted model, not a curated record. The coding region runs from base 207 to 7889 and encodes 2560 amino acids. NCBI's taxonomy places the organism in Eukaryota, Metazoa, Chordata, Aves, Passeriformes, Muscicapidae. Gene Ontology annotation, biological process: neuron projection development; microtubule cytoskeleton organization. Gene Ontology annotation, molecular function: microtubule binding.
AGCCAGCAGGGUAGUGCGCUCGGCGGGCGGCCAGCGCGGCUCCGCUCCCCGCUCCUCCUCCCGCCGGGCCCGCAGGGGACAGCGACACUCGCCAGGCGCCUCCGUCCCGGCGCUGCCCCGCGCCCCCGCCGCUCGAUAAGCAGUUUCUGAAGACUGAAGUACCUGCCCAGGGAACACCUGCUUGUGAGGUGCAGAGGUGCCCAGGCAUGGCUGAGCUGGAGCACAACCUGAGCCUGGCCGACGCUCUGAGCGAGCCGCCCCACGACGUGGAGGAGGAGGUGAAGAGGGACUUCAUAGCCACCCUGGAGGCUGAGAAGUUCCAUGAUGUGGUUGGAGAGACAGUGGAUAAAACAGAUUAUGUGCCACUGCUGGAUGAUGAGGACGAGGCCAAGCCUGGCAGCCAGGAGCCCAAAAGCAAAGGGCACGUGGAUGGGAUUCCCACGGAACAUUGCUCAGCCUCUGGGCCCAUGGUGGUGGAGAAUGGUGACCACGGGCUGCAGGAUCCCCACUCAGUAUUCCCAGGAGGAAUCAUGGAUGAGAAGAUGUCCUACAAGGAGUUCCUGGACCGUAACGAGUCGUGGCCAGCAGAGGAGAGGGAGCUGUGCUUCAAACCCCUGGACAUGGCUGACCCCUUCAGCAUCCACAGAGGGGAGAACCUGCCAGAUUUCCCCUUCCCCACGGACAUGAAGAACGUGCCCCUGUUCCCAGGCCAUGCUGAGGCUGCCAGGGACAUCCUUGCUCCACACGGAUCCAUGAUGGGACCUGAACAACCUUUCCUGGGGCCCCUCUAUUCCCCUGCAGAGGCUCUGGACCCAUCAGCCUUCAUGGGCCUCGAGUCAGGCACAGAAUUCCUGCCAGGAAAAGCAGCACCUGAGGAAUACUGGAUGGGAGCUCAGCAGGACAUGAAGGGACCAGAUACCUCUUUCUUUGUUGAGCCACCAGUGCCCCCUGCAGCCACAGAAGCCAUCAGGACCAGCCUGCCUGAGAGCCCCACAGCCCCUGGGGAGGCUCCUGCUGCAGCCCCAGCCCUGCCAGGGGAGGCUGCAGCCCCCCAGGGCUCCACAGCAGGUGCAGCCUCCAUUCCUGCUGCAUCCCUUCCCUCAGAGAAGGCUGGGGCUGGAGACUCCAAGCCCCCCCCAGCUCCCUGCAGCCCUUUCCAGGCCAUGGAAACCCAGGAUCUGGGGCUCUCUGCUGCUCCUGAAGCCAGCCCUCCCAAAGGUGUCAAUGAUGUGCCCACCCCAGGAACAGAGCUCAGCUUCACCCCAGCAGCAGAUGCUGGAUCCCACCAAGGGGUGGGUUUGGGGUUUGCUCCAACACCAGGUGUGGAGUCCCACCAGACCAUGGAUUUGGGAUUUGCCCCAGCAGCAGAUGUGGAAUCCCACCAUGGGCUGGAUUUGGGAUUUGCCCCAGCAGCAGAUGUGGAAUCCCACCAUGCCAUGGAUUUGGAAUUUGCUCCAGCAGGAGGUGUGGAGUCUCAACAGACCAUGAAUUUGGGAUUUGCUCCAACAGCAGAUGUGGAAUCCCACCAGACCAUGGAUUUGGGGUUUGCUCCAUCAGCAGGUGUAGAAUCCCAGCAGACCAUGGAUUUGGGGUUUGCUCCAUCAGCAGGUGAAGAAUCCCAGCAGACCAUGGAUUUGGGGUUUGCCCCAGCAGAAGAUGCAGAACCUCCCCAUGCCUUGGAUUUGGGGUUUGCCCCAGCAGCAGAUAACAAAGCUCAGCACGUUGUGGACUCUGAGUUUGGCCCAGCAGCAGAAAUCAACCAUCACCAUGCCCUGGAUCCUGGGCUGGCUCCAGCUGCAGCCAAGCCUGGCCCUGCUGUGGCAGAGGAAGCUCAGCCUGUCCCUGCAGCUGUGUCUGGGGAGCUGCUGACAUCCCUUCAGCAAGAGAAGUGUCCUGCAGAAGCAACAGCAAAGGUGGAAGCAGAAUCCAAAGUGCCAGAAGUUUGUGAGGAUGACUCAGAGAAGAUGAAGGAAAAGGACAGGAAACCCCCUCCCAGCCCCUUGAGUGAGGAGGCUGCAGGGAGCAGCAGCUCCCAGGCAGAGGCAGCAGCUGAACCAAGAGGAGCACUAGAAAAUAAAGACCUUCCAGAAAAAUCUGCUCCUGCUGAGGAUGGUGAGACACAAAAGGAGGAGGCUGAGCACAACCACAUCCAACAUGCAGAGCCUCAGGAAGGGAAAACCCUGCAGGAGCCCACAGGUCUUCCCAGUGCACAAGUCAGGCAAGCUCCCAAAUCCAGGGACCGUGGGUUUGGCAGAGCAAAAGCUGCCCCAGUGCCUCUCACAGAUGUGCCAGAGGAGCAUCCCAUAGGUGUCCCACAGCAGAAGAGUCCUGAGCCCAGAGCAGAUCCCUGUUCCUCAGUGCAGCUUGGAACAUCCCCUGGCUUUAGGGCUCCUCACAAAAAAGCCACCAGUGUCCCCAUGGAGCCUGUGGAGAGCUGCAGAGAUCCCCCCCAGGAGAGCUGGGAUUUGGAAGGUGCUGUUGUGAAGAAAAAGAAAAAGAAACCAAAGCAGAGGAGAAACCAGCUGCCAAGAGGGCAGGAGUGGUGGGAUGAGAAUGGAGCAGCCCCCAGAGCUGCCUUUGGGGGGGCAUGGCAGAGCCCAGCCACGGGCAGCAGAGCUCUGGAUGUGCCAAAGGAUGCAGAAAUAACAGCUGGGAGUCACAUCCUGCAGCAGCAGAACUCCUUCCCUGUGCCAGCCCCAGCACAGCAGGACCCAAAAUGCAGAGUGCUGGAUGCCAGACCCGGGGAGGAGAUGGGGGCAGAGGGAAGGAGAGGUGACAGCUGGAUGCUGGAAGCUGAAGGCAAGAGCAAAGAGGUUCCCCCAGAGCAGGUGGGCAAGGAUAAGGUGGAGGAAUCUGCUGCAGCAAAGGGACCCACCAAGCCCACAGAGAGAGAUUUCCCCAAGAAAAAUGAGAAGAGAGAGGACAAGGAGGCAAAAGGUGCCAACCUGAGCAAAGCAGGAACUUCCUCACAGACCAAACCUUCAGAAUUGCCUCUUUCCCAUAAAAACAAGGAGCCUGAAACCCCCUCUCCAGGGCAGGAGGCACCCAGUGACUCUGUCCAUCAGCCUUCCCUGGAAACUGCAGCCAAGAAAAACUGGGAAAAAAGCAAAGGGGCUGAAAAUGAAUCCCUCAAACAGCCUCACCUGGAGGACAAGCUCCCCACAGAGCCUAAGGCAGCUGGAGAAAAUCAAACAGGCUCAGAGGGAGGAGUGAAGAGCCCAAGAGAUGCUCCUGCAGCUCCUGCUUUAGUUUCACCAAAAGCUGGGGAGGCUCCAGCUGUGCAGGGCAAACAUCCCAAACAUCCCAGCCCUGGGCAGGCAGGGGGCAGGGGGGUGGCAGCAGCUCCCCCAGACCCAGACACAGGGAAAGGAUUUGCUGCCUCUGAGCCCCAGAGUGGGACACAGGGGAUGGACAGACCUAAAAAAAAGCACAGUGAAGGGAGAGGCAAAAGGAUGAGGAGCUGCUCAGAGCAUCUCUCAGAGGAUGGAGGCAAACUCACUGCUGGAGGGAGGACAGAUGGGGCUGGGAAGGAAGGAGUUAGUGCUGCAAAUGGCCAGGCUGGGCCCCCAGCAGGCAGCCCUGCAGCAGCCUGUCCCCCAGAGAAACCCAGAAAGAGAGGCAGUGAUGGCAGGAGCAGGAAAGGGGAAAGGGGCUUUUCCCAGCAGCCUGUCCUUGAGGAGAAGGUGGAUGCAGGAGGUUUGGCUGAGGUGGCUGAUCAGGUGAAGGAGGGCAGUGAUAAGGGGGGCUCUGUCCCUGCUGGGGGCUUGCAGGAAAACACAGCCAAAGUUGAGCUGGGAGCAGAGAAACUGAAGGAAAACACUGGGAAAGGUGAAGCAGCUGAUUUGGGGGAUUUAGAGCAAGAGAAGAGCAGAGAGAAAGGCAGAAAUGCUGCUGUGGCUGCCAGCACCAGCCCCACAGAGCAGGAGGGGGCUGGGAGAGGCAGAGAGAGCAGAGGCUCUGCUGGGCUCAGCUCAGAGAAGGGCAGGAAGAGGAGCAGUGAUGGGAGAAGGAAACAGGCUGGGAGGAGCCCCUCGGGGCAGGCAGCUGCCCUGGGGGCUGGGGGGGACAGCAGGGAAAGGAGCUGGGAGAAGGAGAAGGGGUCUGGUCUGCAGAGAGAGGGGCUGGGGGGGCCCAAAAUCCAGGGUGGUGAUGGGAGGUUCUCUGAGCAGCCAAAUCUUCCAGGCCAUAAAACAGAGAGUUCAGAGGCAGAGACAGGCAGUGCUAAGGAAAGCUGGAACGAAGGGAAGGCAGCAGAUAAAUCCCAGGCUCCCCCAGAGCACGGGGCAGGGAUGCACAGUCCCACCUGGGAGCUGGGGAAGGACAAGGCCAGGAGUAAAAGCAGAGAAGGGAAAGGCAGGAAGGCUGAGCUGGGGCCAGGUGACAUCCCUGCAGUGGGACAUGUUCAACAAACUCAGUCUGAGAAGGGCAGAGAGAACUCCAGGGCUCCUGCCAAGGCUCCUGCUUUGCCUCUGGAGCCAGGGAAAUCACCCACAGGAGGUGAAGAGAAGCACAAAAAGGGGGAGCCUGGGCCACAGCAGCCUCUUCUGCUGGAGCAUGAAGCAGGAGCAGGGAUGUUCCCUCCUCCUGGCCUGGACAUCAGGGGCAAACCUGAGGCAGGAGGUGCCAGGAAUAAAAAUCCUACUCCAGAGCAGGCAGCAGUGUCAGAUCCCAGCCUGGCCCCAGUCAGUGACAGAUCUAAAAAGAGGGGCUAUGAUGGAAGCAGUAAAAAGGCUAAAAGUGCCUCCAGGCAGCCUGUUCCUCUAGAGGCAAAAGCAGAGAGGAGUGAGGCACAGCCUCCCCUGGGAUCUGGGCUGGAGUGUGCCUUGGGAGGCACAGACUUGGUAGAUGAAAACAGAAACAUUAAAAACUUCCCCACUGGCCCUCAAAGAGUUUGGAAUAACAAAGGAAGUGAUUUCAAAUCCCAGUCUCAGACCACAGCAAGUGGCUCUGGUGAUGGGGGUGAUGCUCCCUGUGGCACCCCAAAGCAGAGGGAGGGGGGUGCAGGGACUGGGGGCCUUCCUCCUCCUCCUCCUCCUCCUCUGGAAGCUGUGGCAGAGAAAAGCAGCAGAGAGCCUGAGAAGGAGAUGCAGACCCAGAAAUGUCGUGAGCAGCCCCUGGAUCUGGGACACAGAGCACCUGGCAAAGAGGGUUCACAGGCAGGAGGGAGGAGCAGGGAGGCUGGUUCCCAGGAUGGCCAGCCCAAGGACAGGAGUCACCUUUGCCACGUGGCAGGGGUAGAUAAUAAAGAAAUAAAACCCACUGAUAAAAAACACAGCACUGGCAAGGCUCCCUCAGAGCUUCCUCAUGGGGCUGCAGAUCCAAAACCCAGAGCAGAGGCAGAGAAGGGCACAGGCAGCACCUCCCCUGCCCCUGCAGGGACCCCUGGGAGCACAGGCAGCACCUCCCCUGGCCCUGCAGGGACCCCUGGGGACACAGACAGCACCUCCCCUGGCCCUGCAGGGACCCCUGGGGGCACAGGCAGCACCUCCCCUGCCCCUGCAGGGACCCCUGGGGACACAGGCAGCACCUCCCCUGCCCCUGCAGGGACCCCUGGGGGCACAGGCAGCACCUCCCCUGCCCUGUGCCAGGCUGUGCCAGCAGCUGGGAUGGACAGGAAAGCUGCAGGGGCUGAGCCUGGGGCUGCUGGUCUGCAUGGGACAGCUGCCCAAACUGCCCAAAAACAGCCCAAAGAGAGCAGGAAAGGUCCCUGUCAGCCUGCAGAGGUGAGCCCUGCUCCUGCUGGUGAGAAUCUCCUGAGGGGUGCUCCAGUGUCACAGUCUGAGAUGGAUAAACCUGGAAACAAAACCAAAGAAAAGGAUUCUCAAGACACAAAUAAAGGAAGAGAAACUCAAGAUACAACUAAAGAAAAGGAAUUGCAAGAAACAACUAAAAAGGAAUCUCAGGACAUAAGUAAACAAAAGGAAUCACAGGAUGCAAGUAAAGAAAAGAAAUAUCAAGAAAUAACUAAAGAAAAGAAAUCUGAAGAAAUAACUAAAGAAAAAGAAACUCAAGAAAUAACCAAAGAGAAGGAAUCUCAAGAAAUAAGUAAAGAAAAAGAAUCUCAAGAAGUAACUAAAGAAAAGGAAUCUCAAGAAAUAACCAAAGAGAAGGAAUGUCAAGAAAUAACUAAAGAAAAAAAAUCUCAAGAAGCAACUAAGAAAAAGGAAUCUCAGGACACAACUAAAGAAAAGAAAUCUGAAGAAAUAACUAAAGAAAAAGAAACUCAAGACAUAACCAAAGAGAAGGAAUCUCAAGAAAUAACCCAAGCAAAGGAAUCUCAAGCCCCCCCUAAAGGAGCAGAGCAGUGUGAGCAGAGAGCAGUGAGAGAGGCCAAGGAGAGAGGGAAGGUGCCAGAGCAGCUCAAGGGCUCCCUGAGACCCAGCAGGGCACGAGGGGCCCCAGCCCUGGCCCCAGCCCGGCAGGACAGAGGCAAAGCAGAGGAGCCCAAAGCAGCUGAGGCAGUGAGUGGGAACGACAUCUCAGCUCCUCCCAACAAGGAGCUGCCUCCCAGCCCUGAGAAGAAGAGCAAGGCUGCUGCACCCAGCUGCACUCCCAAGGCAGCAGUGAAAGCCAAGCCCUCGGCCACCAGCAGCCCCAAGAGGCCGAGCUCAGCCCCCCUGGGCACAAACAAAAAGGCCACGAGCCCCAGUGCAGCCCCUGCUGCAGGCAGCACCUCCAAACGGCCUGGAAGCAGCAGCAGCCGCCCCUCCACCCUCACUCCUAAAGAGACUAAGCCAAAGGUGACAGAUGCAAAGCCCACGGAGAAGAGGAGCUCCCUGUCCAAGGCUCCAUCCUCCAGCACUCCCAGAACUCCUGCCAGGAGCUCCUCUGCUGCUCCCAGGACCUCGGCGCCGUCGCCGGUGGCGGCAGCGGCUGCUGCCAAAAGCACCGUGGCUCCUGCCAAGAGACCGACCUCCAUCAAGACGGACUCGAAGCCGGCAGAUGCCAAGAAAACCUCAGCAAAGUCUCCCUCAGAUGCCAGCCGGCCCCGGAGCGCCCCCGGCAGCGCCAGCAGGAGCAGCGGCACCGUCCCUGCCAGCGCGGCCCCCGGCCGGCCCCGGGCCAAAGCUGCCGCCCCCAAAGCCGCCGCGGCCUCCACGGUGUCGGCAGACGCCAAGAGAGCCACGGCCAAGGCCACCAAAAGCAGCAGCACGGCGGCCAACAGCAGCACGGCGGCCAACAGCAGCACGGCGGCCAACAGCAGCAGAGCCCCGCGGCCCGGCAGCGCCGCGCCCGACCUGCGCAACGUGCGCGCCAAGAUCGGCUCCACCGACAACAUCAAACACCAGCCCGGGGGGGGCAAGGGGAAGGUAGAGAAGCGGCCCGAGGCGGCCGGCGCCGCGCCCAGCCCCGAGCCCAGCGCGGGCUCUAAGGCGCCUCCCAAAGUGGCAGCAAAAGAGGGGGUCCCCAAACAGCCCAAUGGGAAAGUCCAGAUAGUCUCCAAAAAAGCGAACUACAGCCAUGUUCAGUCCAAGUGUGGUUCCAAGGACAAUAUUAAGCAUGUCCCUGGAGGUGGGAAUGUGCAGAUCCAGAACAAGAAAGUUGACCUUUCCAAAGUGUCCUCCAAGUGUGGAUCUAAAGCAAAUAUCAAGCAUAAGCCAGGGGGAGGAGAUGUCAAAAUCGAGAACCAGAAGCUGAACUUCAAGGAGAAGGCCCAGGCCAAGGUGGGGUCUCUGGACAACGUGGGACACUCACCAGCUGGAGGGGCUGUCAAGGCGGAGGAGCCGGCGCCGCUGCCGCCGCAGAACGGAGCAGAACCGGGGCCGGUGCCGGUGCCGGGGGCGCCGCCCGCGGGCCCCGCGCUGCGGGAGAACGGCGUGGGGCCGGGCCUGGCCGGACAAAGGGAACUGCAGAGCCUCGACACUCACAUCCAAGAAACAAGCAUCUAAUGAUGACAUUAUGGUAUCGUCUUCCAUUCCCCUCCUGUCCCUUGUCUCCUCCUGUCCCCGUGUCCCCUUGUGUCGCUGCAGAUUGAGUCUCACAAGCUGACGUUCCGUGCGAAGGCCAAGGCUCGGACAGACCACGGAGCUGAACUCGUGUCUCCAAUCCCCGCACCCUUUCCAGCAGCACCUGCCCCCGCCGUAGCACCUCGGCCAGCGACAGCCCGGCCUCGGCCGCCUCCCGCCACGCCCAGCAAGGCUUGUGCCCCCCGCGCCCCCGGGGACCCCAGCUUGGCUCUCUUAACCCGCCUGGUCCGUGGGAAGGGGCCGCGGUUCCCCGCUCCGGGCAGGGCAGGGCAGGGCAGACCCUGCGUGCGGGCUCGGCUUCGCUUCGGGUUCGGUUGGGUUGGGUUGGGGCUGAGGCCAGGCCGAGUUAACAGGGAUAAGCUGUGAUCUUUCUUUCUGUCUCUUUUUUUCACCCCUUCCCUCCUCGCCGCUUCAGUUUCUGCCGCCUUUGGGAUGCUGAUAAAUCCCCUCCACACUCAUUAGGCUGUUUUAACUGUUGACUUGAACCUUUUAUUCUUUGUGACGAAGUGUUGAUGAUUUAUCGUGUUCGAGCCCGUGCUAAGUUUCCUUUUCUCUUUCCUUCUUUUCCGACCGUAGGAGAGUAGGGACAUUUAACCGCUGCUGCCGUGCUGGCUUCUUACUGACAUAUCCAGCCGCUGUAACUUCUUUGUUGUUGUUUGGGUUUGGUUUCUUUUUUUUUUUUUUUUUUUUUUUUAAUAUUUUAAAACGAUGGAGCGAGUUCAUGGGAUUAAGCCAUGUCUGGAAGGAAAGGCACAGGGAUGUGUAAAGGGCGAACUUGCUGUGAGAGCUCAGGUGGAGCCUGUGUUGACCUCGAGAUGUGUUAAUGAUGCUCGAGAUGUGUUAAUGAUGCUCGAGAUGUGUUAAUGAUGCUCGAGAUGUGUUAAUCGAUGCUGGCGAGCCCUGCCCGGUGCCUUCUGCACAGGUGGUUUAUUUAUUCCCCAGCCCUGGCGCUUGUCCCGUGUUUGCAGGGCUGCGGGAGCAGAGGUGGCCGUGGCAGGGCAGCAGGGCUCAGGCUGGCGGUGCCGAGGCUGCAGCAGGUCCGCGGGGGUGUGGGGAGCGUGUGGGGGGUUCGUGGUUUUUGGGGGGAUGGAUGGGGGACCCGAGAGGCGCCGGGAUGAGCAGGGAAGGGCAGCGCUCAUCCCAGGCUGGGCUGGUGCCAGGGGGUUGCAGCUCUGACCGGGAAAGAGAUUUUAACCACUCCUGGAGCUCCUCGUUUCAAAUGACACUAAAGAAACGAAAUGUAAAUAAAUGAAAACAAAACAAAGUUCUCGGGUGGUCAGAAAACUAAUUUAAAGAGAAAAAAAAAUAAAAUAUAAAAAAAGGCAAGCAGAAUAACAAAACACUGGGAUCAAAGAGAACUGAACCAGGCGUGUGCUAAGGGGGGUGCUCCAGGAGGGGACAGAGGGAAGCCUGCAGCUUCUCGUGCUUGGGGGAGUAUUUCUUUGGGAAGCCAACAACGACACGAUAACCCGGAAUCUGUAUUUACACACAAAGAUUCUUAUUGCACUUGUAUUUUUUAUAUUAAAGUUUGCAUGGUUUCUAAUAAAAUGGCAUUAAAAUGUACUAGUUUGCAUCAAAGUUGUCUGGUAGUUUCAUAAGUGCUUUUUCAUCUGAAUACAAAUUUAAACGAGCAAUGCAGAUUUGCACCUGAAAGGGGCGGUUAUAUAUACCCAGAGCUCCCGAUGCUUCCUCCCCUUCCUCCUCCUCCUCCUCCUCCUCCUCCUCCUCCUCCCCACCUCUCCCCAUCCCUGACCCCAGCCGGGAGGCGGCCGUGCCGUCGCUCCCUGCCCUCCUGUGUGUCCCUGAGUGUCCCCUGUGUGUCCCUUAGUGUCCCCUGAGUGUCCCCGCGUGUCCCCGGAGCCGCCACCCUCGGAGGAGGAGCCGGGGCUCGUUCCCCGAUCCCGGUAUAUAUCACUGCCCUCCCAUGACGCUUCCUUCUUUCUUUACUGCUAAAUUCUACACACCAGCUUCAGCUUGGCAGCCUUGGCUUUGGUUUGGUUGAUUCUUUUUCCAACACUUGAAUUGAGGGGAGAUUGGAAGGAGAGGUGAGGAGCAGGGUGAGCCCCUUGCAGGACGGUGAGCCUGGAUCCUCCUGGUUCCAGCCUGGAUCCUCCUGGUUCCCUGGGCAGCCAGGGUACCUUGGCACGGGCUGGAGCCCAGCUCCAGGCUCACGGGCCGGGCAGGGGCGCUGGGAGCUGAGUUUGUGCCGAGGGGCAGCAGCCGGAGAUGUUGGUGAGCAACCAAAGAGGAGCUGGAGGCCGAGAUGUCGCCUUCCUCUUGCUGCUCUGCCUGGGGCACCCCAGGCCUGAGGUGGCUGGGAUGCUCCAGGGUGAUUCCCUGGGAUCCCCUGGGUUGAGAUUCCCUGUGAUCCCCAGGAUGAUUCCCUGUGAUCCCCAGGAUGAUUCCCUGGAAUCCCCCAGGAUGAUUCCCUGUGAUCCCCAGGAUGAUUCCCGGGGUGCCCCAGGAUGAUUCCCUGUGAUCCCCAGGAUGAUUCCCUGUGAUCCCCAGGAUGAUUCUCUGUGAUCCCCAGGACGAUUCCCGGGGUGCCCCAGGAUGAUUCCCUGUGAUCCCCAGGAUGAUUCCCGGGGUGCCCCAGGAUGAUUCCCUGGAAUCCCCCAGGAUGAUUCCCGGGGUGCCCCAGGAUGAUUCCCUGUGAUCCCCAGGAUGAUUCCCUGGGUGCCCCAGGAUGAUUCCCUGUGAUCCCCAGGAUGAUUCCCGGGGUGCCCAGCUGAGGCCCCGGGCGAAGGGAAGCAGCCAGGUCCCAGUUCAGGGACGGCAGGAGGAGGGCAAGUGGCAACAUUGCACUUUAUCUUCUGAGAUUGCAAAAAGCAAACGAUCCGUGCCCCGCUGCGGAGGGACAGUGGCGUCACCUUCUCCCUGCGCUGCUUUUCCCCCGUUCCCGAUUUUCUGAUUCCGCGUUUCCCGAGCUCUGGGCGGUGGCGGCCGCGUCCCCGCCCAGACCUCGCCCCGCUCGGCCCCAGCCCGUGCUUCUGUGCCACUUCUCUAACACUUGUUGUGCCUGUGUUUAGCCGAUGAACUAAAUCCAGAUUCACUAGAGUUUGCCGUGGUGUUUCUAGGACAGCUUCAGUUUAAUACGGAUUUCUUUUUUAAUUUUGUUUUGAGGAAGCGGCUGUACAUACUGCUAGGCUGGGAAGGAGCCGUGUGUGGUGGGAAUGGCUUUGGUUUCCUGUCUGGAGAGGUGGGAUGAGCUGGGCAGUGCUGAGACCGGGAGCGCUGCUGGGGGAAGGGGCUGCAGGCGCCGGGGAAAUGGGAAUUGUGCUGGGAAUGAGGCGCAAGGUGAAUGUUCGCGUUCCUGUCCCGAGCUGGCUCCUGGCUUGGGAGGCUGGGCUGGGCAGGGGCUGAGCGGGGCCAGGCGGGCGCUGGGGCUCAGCAAAGCCGGGCUCAGCAAAGCCAGGCUCAUGGGCCAGGUGGGCGCUGGGGCUCAGCAAAGCCAGGCUCAUCGGGCAGGAUGGGUGCUGGGGCUCAGCAAAGCCAGGCUCAGCAAAACCAGGCUCAUCGGGCAGGGUGGGCACUGGGGGCUCAGCAAAGCCAGGCUCAUCGGGCAGGGUGGGCUCUGGGGGCUCAGCAAAGCCAGGCUCAGCAAAGCCAGGCUCAUCGGGCAGGAUGCUCAGCCAAGGCGGGCGCAGCUUUCGAGGGGCUGGGCUGGCUCUGAGCUCCAUCCCGGCGGGGCUGGGCUGCCUCCCAGCGUUUCAGUGGCAUUUUCAGUUCCCUUGGGCUCGAGGCCGCGGCUCCCGCUCGGCUCCCGGCUCUCUUGAAUGUAGUUUCUUUUCUCCGCCGCCCCUCGCGUCGUCCCCGCCCAGUGUCGGUGUGAGAGGGGCCGCGACCCCCCGUGUUUGUGUUUAGGGCAGAACUUCUCGUUUUCUUGGAGCUUGGUGUCGGUGGCGUCCUGGAGGUGACGGGGCUCUGCUGAGGGCAGGGCUGAGUUCCUGCUGGCGCCCGGUGGCCGUGGCUGGGGCCCGGUGGCCGUGGCUGGGGCCCGGUGGCCGUGGCUGGGGCCCGGUGGCCAUGGCUGGGGCCCGGUGGCCGUGGCUGGGGUCUGGUGGCCGUGGCUGGGGCCCGAUGGUCUCCAGGCUCAGAGCAGGGUUUCCCUGGGGCCCGGCGGGCGGGCAGGAGAGGCUCCGGGCGGCGGCAGCAGCAGGGGAAGGCUCUGAGGGGCUCCGGUUCUCCCUCCGAACUCCCGCCCUCAGGCACAGAUCCCACAGAGGCUCCGGGCCCAUGGCGCCCUCAGGGCAGCGCUGUCCCGGCCCGUGGGUGUCUCAGGGCAGCGCUGUCCCGGCCCGUGGGUGUCUCAGGGCGGCCCGUGGGUGUCUCAGGGCAGCGCUGUCCCGGCCCGUGGGUGUCUCAGGGCGGCGCCGCCCGGGGCGAGGCAGGAGCGGCGCUCGGAGCCGCGGGGCUGCGGCCGGGGAGCGCUCGGGGUGCGGGACGAUCCCGGCUCUUGGCUCCCUCCGUGGAAGCCACUCAACCUCUCUGCCUCAGUUUCCCCAUCUGCAAAGGUGGGGGGGAUUCAGUUUUACCUCACCGGGCUGUUGCGAGGCGCGAGCAGCGCGUGGCUUGUCUCUCGAUGUGGCGUGUUCUCCUUCUUCUGUGUCAUAGGAUUAUUGUGCAGGGGUGCCCGAGGCGGGGGUCGGGCUGGGAGGGGAGCUCAGUGCUCGCUGUGGCAGCAGCUCCGGGGGAACCCAUCGCUGGCUUCUGCCUUCGUGUCUCCCCUCCCCGGGGGCUGUACGAGCGUCGUCUCCUUAGCAACAUUUCCUGACUUGAUGUUGUGAUUCUUACUAUUGUAAAGGGUUGAAAUAAAGCUUCUAGAUGUUCCUCCUCA